Messenger RNA from Synchiropus splendidus (mandarinfish), 2381 nucleotides. It is a transcript of the gene kdm8, whose product is annotated as lysine (K)-specific demethylase 8. The record is from RefSeq and is a predicted model, not a curated record. The transcript has 8 exons. NCBI's taxonomy places the organism in Eukaryota, Metazoa, Chordata, Actinopteri, Syngnathiformes, Callionymidae. Bases 43 to 1266 code for a protein of 407 amino acids. Gene Ontology annotation, molecular function: histone H3K36 demethylase activity. Gene Ontology annotation, cellular component: nucleus.
UUCCGAGACACAGUUUGGAAAGAGCGUUUCGAAGUCUCAUCCAUGGCUACUCUGUGGUCAAAGAUCUCUUCAGUUCUGCCUCUUGAUGAAGGAAAGUUCCCUCUGCAGUUCCGUGACUCUGUGGAUCCGAGCGUGGUGGAAGUCCUGAGCCAAUGCAGGCAGCAGCUUUACAACGACAAGAGGACCACAGGCCUCUCACUUCACGCUCAGAUCGUUCUGGAUAUAUCCUGGGAGAAGCUGAACACUGGAACAUGGCGAGAUAUUGACAAGGAGUGGAGGCGCGUUUACUCUUAUGGCUGCUUGUUUAAAGUAGCCGCUCUGUGUCGAGAGGAUUCCACGGAAGAAACUGUCCGUCAGGCGAUUCGAGCUUGUGACAUGGGCUUACUCAUGGGUGCAGCCAUCAUGGACGAUGUGCUCCAAGCUCUGGUUCGGAUCCUGAACAAAGAGCUCCCAAAGUGUUCGACAGAAGAGGCUGUGAAGGCAAAGAGAGUAAAGUUGGAGUGUGCUAGCAUCCCUGUCAUCCCAGAGAACUUGUCAGUUCCCAGGAUCAACUGUCCGUCUCUGGAAACCUUCAGGAGGAACUACCUGUUGCCACUCAAACCAGUUAUUUUGGAGUGCGUCAUCGAUCACUGGCCCGCCCUGAACCAGCACCCUUGGAGCAUAAAAUACCUGAGGUCUGUUGCUGGUUGCCGGACUGUUCCUGUCGAGGUGGGCUCCAGGUACACGGACGAGUCCUGGUCUCAGACGCUGCUCACGGUCAACCAAUUCAUCGACCGAUUCAUUGUAAACAAAAACGAAGCCUCGCCAGGAGAGGAGAGGAAUUCCGGCUACCUCGCUCAGCACCAGCUCUUUGAUCAGAUACCGGAGCUGAAGGAAGACAUCCGUCUCCCUGAAUACUGCUGCCUCGGCGAGGGAGAGGAGGACGAUAUUACAGUAAAUGCCUGGUUUGGACCCGGAGGUACCGUGUCACCACUCCAUCAAGACCCACAACAGAACUUCUUGGCGCAGGUGGUGGGGAGCAAAUAUAUCCGUCUGUAUUCUCCAGACGACACCGACAAGCUUUACCCUCAUCCGUCACCGCUGCUGCACAACACCAGUCAGGUGGAGGUGGAGAAACCUGACGUUGUGAGGUUCCCCGAGUUUUCCAAAGCGCCCUAUUUGGAGUGCGUGUUGCAGCCCGGAGACAUGGUCUUUAUCCCAGUGCAGCACUGGCACUACGUCCGGGCUCUGCAGCUCAGCUUCUCCGUCAGCUUCUGGUGGUCGUGAUGAACCCUUGACUCUCCAAGGACUGUUUCUUAUCUGAAUGCACUGUUGUUUCAUUAUAUCAACUUUAUUCCUGUUCCCUGGCAGAACAUGCUGUGCCCUUUACACACAUGUGUUGGACUUGGACUGCUCUGUCCUCCAGAUCAUGAAGUUAGAAGCUUUGAGUUGAAAAAUGUUUCCAAUGUAAAAAGUCUGAGGUUUCAUGAAACAGUGUCCUGAUUUUUAAAGGCCACCAGAUGGCACUGUCUACUGCAACUAAUUCAUUGAAACCUCACAUCAUUUCUAAACUAAGAACGCCAUCUAGUGAAGAAGGACCCUGCACUACUGUUUCAUGAUGCCUCAUCUACCAAUUACUGAUUUCUGAGGUUGAAAAUCAUAACUUUAGCACUUAAAAGCCAGAAUUUAUAAGGAUAAACAAGAAACCUAGGUUUAUAUUGGUUGUAAUAGCCCUAAAACUAUUGAUACUUUUUUAUGUAAUACGAGUCAUUUUCUAUUUUCAAGUCAACAAUCUGAUCAAUUGUCUGAAAAUAAUUUCCAAAUUGAAAAUAAUGUAGGUUUCUAAGGGCAGACCUUGAGUUUGUGAGUCAGACUGUCUGGUUUGAAGGACUUGAAAAGCCAGAAUUUGGAAUUCGGACUUUGAUAUUUAAGUCAUUAUAUCUGAUGUAAAAGGACGUUGUACUUUGCGGAAUUGUGCUUCUGUCUUCCUAACAAGCUUCACCAUUGGUCAAGAUUGAUGCACAGAUCACCCAGGUUUAGGCGACCAGUAUUUCACGAGGCUUCAUGAAACAGUGUCUUUAUUUUCUGAGCCUAGAAGAUGACACUCCAGGUUUAGAAAUGACGUGAGGUUUCUCUGAAUUGGUUGUUCAAAUCCUAAGAUUUUUAGAGCAGACAGCGCCAUCUAGUGGGCUCCGAAUAGAUGACACUGUUUCAUGAAGCCUCACACCUCAUAAUAGUUUCAUGAAACACUGUUCUCAUUUUGGCACAAAAAUAUUUGGAUUUGAACAACUACUUCAAGACAAACUCAUAUCAUUUUAAAACUGCGAGCGCCACCUACUAGGCUCUGAAAAUAAGGAUCCUCAAUUCAUGACCUUCUUCCAAUACACACACACACACACACA